Camellia sinensis is the source of this 1954-nucleotide messenger RNA. RefSeq names its product putative pectate lyase P59. Gene Ontology annotation, molecular function: pectate lyase activity. The record is from RefSeq and is a predicted model, not a curated record. Lineage: Eukaryota; Viridiplantae; Streptophyta; Magnoliopsida; Ericales; Theaceae.
GUGUGCUUUGAGCCUCCUACUCGGCUCUUGUAUAUAUAUACAAACCAAUCCUCUCUUUUUGUCUUCCCCAGUAAGCCAAGCGAAUCACUGUUCUCCAGUGAUUCGCUUGUAAUAUCACGGAAGAGAGAUUAAAAAAAAAAGAAAAAGAGAAAAAAGAAAGAAAGAAAGAAAAACAGAGAAAUGGCAAUAAUGAAUGGUAAUUUAGGUCUUUUUUUCUUCUUAUCCUUCGCUGCAAUGAUCCCGGCUUUGCAUGCCAACAUUGGAGAAUUCGAUGAAUAUUGGAAGGAGAAGGAAACAGAAGCAAGAAAAGUUGCCUUCGACUCAUUUGAUCCUCACCCCGAGAAAGUCACUGAGACUAUCAACGAGGAAGUCGGCGAGAUUCUGACGGGUACCAAUGGCACAAGGAGGAACUUGCGAAAAUAUAAAGGCCCAUGUUUGGCAACAAACCCCAUAGACCGAUGUUGGAGGUGUCGUCCUGAUUGGGAGCAAAACAGAAAGAAACUAGCAGACUGUGUUCUUGGCUUUGGCCAUAAGACCAGCGGUGGUAAGAAGGGGAAAAUCUAUGUUGUAACUGAUCCUUCAGACAGUGAUUUGGUGAAUCCCAAGCCCGGAACUCUUCGCCAUGCCGUGAUCCAAGAGGAGCCAUUGUGGAUCAUCUUUGCACGACCUAUGAUAAUUAGGCUCAGUCAGGAGCUCAUGAUGAGUAGUCACAAGACCAUUGAUUGUAGAGGAGCUAAUGUCCAUAUUGCCUAUGGUGCUGGCAUAACUAUGCAAUUCGUCAAGAAUAUCAUCAUCCAUGGCCUCCACAUUCAUGACAUUGUUUCAGGCAAUGGUGGCAUGAUUAGAGAUUCGGUCAAUCACUAUGGUUUUAGAACAAGAAGUGAUGGAGAUGGGAUUUCCAUAUUUGGAUCAUCUAACAUUUGGAUCGACCAUGUUUCAAUGUCCAAAUGCACAGAUGGGAUCAUUGAUAUUAUCAUGGGAUCAACUGGCAUCACUAUCUCCAACGGCCAUUUCACUAACCAUAAUGAGGUGAUGUUGUUUGGCGCAAAUGAUGCCCACACUAUUGAUGAGAUAAUGCAAGUUACUGUUGCAUUUAACCACUUUGGGCAAGGGUUGGUCCAGAGGAUGCCAAGGGCCCGAUAUGGCUUCAUCCAUGUCAUUAAUAAUGACUACACUCAUUGGCUUAUGUAUGCCAUUGGUGGCAGCAGUCAUCCCACUAUCAUCAGUCAGGGUAACCGAUUCAUCGCUCCUCCUAACCCAAAUGCCAAGCAGGUGACGAAGAGGGAAACGACUCAAGAUGUGUGGAGUAAAUGGCAAUGGAGGUCCGAGGGAGAUCUGAUGAUGAACGGAGCGUUCUUUCUUGAAUCAGGGAAACCAUUGGAUGAAAAGCCAUUCACAAGGCAACAAAUGAUCAAAGCAAAGCCAGGGAGUUAUGUGACUAGACUCACCCGAUUCGCUGGUCCACUUGGCUGCAAGCCAAACAAACCAUGUUAAUGAAUUUUCCCAUCUUUACUUUGUUUCAUUUUCUUUUCCUUUGUCUUAUAGUCAUGAAAGCCAAACAAUGUCAUCACAGCUGUGAAUAGAUGGCAGAAGGAAAGAAUAGUGGGUGAAACAAAUUGCCAUUCUGUUGUUUUUCUUUCUUUUUUUUUACAAUCUUGUGGUUGGCCUGUGAGGGAAGAGCUAGAGAUUGAAUGAGAAAUAUUGAUGGAAGGGACAUAGAACCAAAGGGGGGAAAAAAAAAAUCAUUUUUUCCGUGAGUUAAGUUCCUAUUUCAUCAAGCUAUUUAGGUCUUGUUUGGUGAUCAUCUUUCGUUUGAAUUGCAGGCUGAAAAUUUCUACUGCAUUUCAACAGAAAAUUCAUCACCUUAAUCAGAGCCACUACAAUAAAAUAUAUGACAUUUCAACAUAUCUCAUGACCUUCAAUAAUAUUUAAUUUCUUUGUUGUUUGUUCUUCU